Molecule: messenger RNA, 1198 nt
Organism: Aethina tumida (small hive beetle)
Lineage: Eukaryota; Metazoa; Arthropoda; Insecta; Coleoptera; Nitidulidae
Product: aldose reductase-related protein 2
Exons: 5
Coding region: 135-1103 (322 amino acids)
Cellular component (GO): cytosol
Molecular function (GO): aldose reductase (NADPH) activity
Source: RefSeq, a predicted model, not a curated record
UGUAAGUUGUCAAUUUUUUGUUCGACCCCAAAACUACCUAAUAGCGCAAUAAUAUCGUAUUCGUGUCGAUACUGUAGAGUAAAGUACACGGGAGCUGUAUCUGUUUGAUCAAAAUUGUAAAAGUAACUGAUAUCAUGACUUCUAUUGAAUUACCUGGAGGUUACAAAAUGCCUGUUGUUGGUUUGGGAACGUGGCAGUCAAAAGAUGAAAAUCAAAUGGAAUUAGCUCUUAAUGCUGCUCUAGAUGCGGGUUACAGACACAUCGAUACAGCUUUUUUCUACGAAAACGAAGUGAUUAUUGGGAAGAUUUUGAAAAGGUGGUUCGACUCUGGCAAAAUUAAAAGAGAAGAAUUGUUCAUUACCACAAAAUUACCCGUUUUUGCAGUACGUCCCAGCUCUGUCGAGGAAUUUUUGAAAAAAUCACUGGUAAAUUUAGGUUUGGAUUAUGUUGACCUAUAUCUAAUUCAUUUUCCGGUGUGUAUUAAAAUGCCCAACGGUCCUCUAUUUGAAGAAGGUAAUAUCUUUGAAACAGAAAAAACUGAUCACAUAGCAGUGUGGAAAAAAAUGGAAGAGCAAGUAGAUGCAGGUGGUGCCAGAUCAAUUGGGCUGUCAAAUUUUAACAUCAAACAAAUUCAGAACAUCCUAAACUCCAAUCCAAAAUAUAAACCAGCAAACGUGCAAAACGAAAUUAACGUGUACAUGCAACAACAGGAUUUGGUUGAGUUCUGCCAUGACAAUGGUAUUUCGGUUACUGCUUAUUCACCACUUUGUUCGCCGGGAAUCAAUAACUUCAUCGGCUCUUUAGGUUUAGAGCAUAAGCAAAUUCUGAACAUAUUUGAAGAUGAAACUAUUAAAAACAUUGCUGAAAAAUACAAUAAGACUAACGCCCAAAUUGUUUUAAAGUACCAACUUCAAAGAAACAUUAUUGUGAUUCCCAAAAGUGUUACUCCGAGUAGAAUUGAACAAAAUAUUGAUAUAUUCGAUUUUGAACUCGACUCCGAAGACAUAAAAAUACUGGAGUCUUUAGAAGUCGGUCCGGAAGCGCGUGUAUGUGAUUGGGCUGUUUUCUCUGGAUUGGAGAAAAAUUGUGAAUAUCCGUUUUGAAAAUGAAUAUAAAUAAUAAAAGAAUAGAAAAAAUAGCAGCAAUAUCAAUUAUUGACAUAGGUAGAUUAUUGUACAACAUAAAAAGCAUAAAUCAA